Molecule: messenger RNA, 2135 nt
Organism: Halichondria panicea
Lineage: Eukaryota; Metazoa; Porifera; Demospongiae; Suberitida; Halichondriidae
Product: DEAD-box ATP-dependent RNA helicase CshA-like
Exons: 16
Coding region: 83-1957 (624 amino acids)
Molecular function (GO): nucleic acid binding; ATP binding
Source: RefSeq, a predicted model, not a curated record
CAUGCGCAUUGAGACUGGCCACGUGGCUGCAAAACAACAGUAGGCGUACACUGCUGAGAAUUAACAUAGAAAGGAUAUUGGAAUGGCCCAGCAUCUAGCCAAAAGAUCACUUGCCCUAGUGUUGUCACAAGCUCUCAAGACAACCAGAACUGACAGGAUUACAGCAUAUAGAUUAAAGUGGUCACAUGGACUGCCACUGAUUAGUCGCCCAGGGUGGAUGAGUCCUCGUUACUAUGUAACUGAUGUGCGUCCAGUAAUGACAGAGUGGGAGGGUGGAGACAAGACCCCACCCCCUAUAGAGGAAGUGUCAGUCGGGAAAGAGAAAGCGGUCUUAGAAGGAGCUUUCACUGGGAAGUUGUUCUCGGAGCUUUCCGUGAACCCUGACCUGUUGGGCAGACUACAGCGGCUUGGCAUUGAGAGAGCAUUCGAGGUACAGGACAAGACCCUCCCACUCACUCUGGAAGGAAGGGAUGUGAUUGGACGUGCGAUUACUGGCAGUGGCAAGACACUAGCCUUUGCCCUCCCUAUUGUACAAGUCUUGUCAAGAAGUGCUGCUGGCCGUCAUCCCAGGGCACUAGUCAUCACCCCCACACGGGAGCUUUGUAAUCAGGUAGCGAAGAGUGUGCAACAGCUGUCUCAAGGACUUCGUUGUCUGGCUGUGUACGGAGGAGACUCCAUCCAUAGACAGGCCCAGCAACUGAGGAAAGGGGUGGACGUGGUGUGUGCUACUCCAGGGAGAUUGAACGACCAUAUCACCAGGGGGGCUAUGAGCUUAUCUGAGAUCCAGUUUCUAGUGCUGGACGAAGCUGACGAACUGUUGACCCCUGGGUUCCUGGCACAGAUACGCAAUGUCCUGAAUGGUUGUCCCCAGGGCAAACAGAUGAUGUUGUUCAGUGCCACUAUACCAGAGCAUAUAAUGAGAAUUGCUGAAGAGUAUAUGAGGGACCCAGUAACUGUUGACCUUGUGACUGACAGGAGCGUGGUACCAGACUCCGUAGUACAUAACGUUGUCAGAGUAACGAGUGACUACAAACACUCCAUUGUGGCUGCGCUCCUAACCGAGCACAAACCACGACGUGCCAUUGUGUUCAACUCCUCAAGAGCCGGCACUGGUCACUUGUCCCGCUACCUCAGAACUAGGGGUGUACGAGCCGCCCCUAUCAACUCUGACCUAUCACAAAGAGACAGGGAGUACUGUCUGGCCAACUUCAGACAGGGAAAAAUCGAUGUGCUCUGUGCGACUGAUGUGGCUGCUCGAGGGAUUGAUGUUCCAGAGACUGAUUUGGUCAUUCAAGUUGGCCCUCCUCCCAGUGGCAUUGAUUUCUACAUUCAUCGGUCAGGGCGGACUGGUCGUAAAGGUCAAAUUGGGCAGUCCAUUCUUGUGCUAGUUGACGGUGACAACAGCUCCAAGUUUACUAUCGAUCCAGACGACUUUCUACGACAGAUGCGUAGCCAUGGUAUCCCAUUCCGUCUGCUACCACCUCCCACGGAGUUGAUGAAAGAACGUGUGCUUGUAGAGUGGGAGAAACUGCUCAGUGUGGGAGAUGAGGGUGUGGAAGCAGUCAAACCACACAUGGAGAAGCUACUGGCGGGAAAGAACAGUGAUGAGCUGGUGGUAGCUGCCAUAGCUCUUCUGACUGGUGCCGCUAAAAGCACCUCUGAUGUGGGUGGAGUCAGAAAGUGGAAAGGAAACUCGUCUGCCGAUAGGUCAAGGUUCAGAGGUCAAGGUUCAGGUUCAUAUCCAAGAAGAGACAAUUUCGCCAAGAAAUUCGAAGUGUAUCCUAAAAGAGAUGGGUGGUCUAAAGAUCAAAGGUCAUAUCGAAAGGGAGACGCAUACGAAAAUGAUUUCAGCGGUCAGUUCACUGGUGUCAAAACAGACCGUAACAAUUACGAACUCAAAAGUCAAAAUUCAUACUCAAACAGACCAGUUCAAAGCAUUGAUUUUCAGACUGAUUAGAUGAUCAUGUUCCCAUUACUGUAGCCCAUUAACCGACUCAGCACACCUCUAAUUAUAUAUUUUGUAUCCCUCAGUUCUGCUAUUUAUUGUACGUACCAGUAGUAUAACUAUCACUGUGGUUUUGGCUAUACUUUACUACUUACUCUGUGGAAAGUGAAAAAAGUGUUUGUGUUGUGGA